Molecule: messenger RNA, 1305 nt
Organism: Dichotomopilus funicola
Lineage: Eukaryota; Fungi; Ascomycota; Sordariomycetes; Sordariales; Chaetomiaceae
Exons: 1
Coding region: 1-1305 (434 amino acids)
Biological process (GO): anaphase-promoting complex-dependent catabolic process
Cellular component (GO): anaphase-promoting complex
Source: RefSeq, a predicted model, not a curated record
AUGCUCCGCCGACCCGCCACCGUUCUCUCGCUCACGCCGGAGGACAUCGCCGACUACGAGGAUCGUGCAGCCGAGCGUGCGCGCGCCGCCGAGCUCGUGGCCCGCCAAAAAGCCGCCGAAGCCCACGCCCGUCUCCGCCAGGCCCAACCGCAAGCCACCUCUGCCGCUCUCCGGCGGGCCGCCUUCCCCACGGCCACGCCGACUGCGGGGUCGUCCACGGGCAGCAGCAGGUUCAACAAUGGCGGCGGUAUUGACUUUCACGCGUCCCGGGCCAUGGCGAGCCCGGAAGAGCACCAGUUCAGCGAUGACGGAGAAGGGGAGGAGGAGGAGGAGGAUGUGGACGAUGACUCAGAGAUGGAGACGUCCUACUAUGAUAGGGCGCAGUCGCAGGCUGCGAGGGCGAAUUUACUUCGCAACCGCGUCUUGCAAUCGCAUCACCAUACCGAGCAAGACGAGGAGGAAGACGAGGAAGCAGGGCUAGAUGAGGAGGACCCAGAGGCGCAUUUCGACGAUGAAGAAGAAGAAGAAGAAGCAGAAGAAAUGGAAGACGACAACGACCUCCCAACCACCCAAUACCACCACCACCAACACCGACGCCACCACUCAAUCAACCUCCCCAGCUCCCCUCCCGUCGGCCUCGCAACAGAAACACCCACCAACCCCCAAGCCGCCCGCCACCGCCGAAACAACAGCACCGUAACCACCGCCACCACAGCAACCACCACAACCAACCCCCCACCGCUUCACCAACCCCGCCGUACCCGCGAACGCACCGCCGACCGCAGCACCGCGACCCCCCCGACCCGCGAAACCCGCCGCGGCAGCCACGUCACCGCACCCCCGCCUGCCCCUCAACGCGCCACCCGCGGCCGUGGACGUGCCGGUGCUGGUACUGGUGCCGGUACAGGUACCGGAGGAGGAGGUGGAAGCACAGCAGCUAGCAGCCUACGCGGGAUGUCGUCUUCUCUCUCCCCGCCUCCUGUACGCACUGCCGGUGGUGGUGGUACGCGCCAGCAACCAGUAACAGGGACAUCAUCACGAGUAACACAAGUCCAACAACCCCAACCAUCUUCUACCGCCAACUCGGGCGGGUCCUCACGCGUGGUAUCAGGGUCCGGGUCGGGUUUAGGCGCAGCCAUGACGGCUGCCGGGGUGGCGGCCGUGACGCCUGAGGCCCGGACGCAGAGAGCUGCGGGUGCUGGAGCUGGAGUGGGAGUGGGAGCGCCGACGAGGGAGGAGAGGAUUGGGGUUAUGAAUGCGCCAAGGAGGGGGAGAUCGGAUCGGCUUUAUCAUCAGCAGCAGUAG